AUCUUGUAAUUCUGGCGUAAUUCGCAACAAAACAACGCCUGAAGAAUAUUAGAAUAUCUGCGAGUUGUCUUUUGAUGAGCGUUGUCGCUUUCCGCUGGUAAGUUUUAGAUAAGUUCAGUUCACACGAAUUUGCCAAACUUCAUCAAAGCGACUAAUUUACAAUUUCGUAGAUGUUAAAUUAAACACGCUUUCACUCGCUCUUUUUAUCGUUACAACAACCAACGAUUAAAUGCCAUGACUCAUGCGCAGUUAAUUCAUUAAGUACAUUAAGGCCCAGUAGCGCAUUUAUAAAAACUUGUUUACUCUUUUUAUCUUCUUUUAAGACUAGCAAAAAAGUUCAGCUUGUAAUUUCUGGCUGCAAAAGGUCAUCAGUCAGAAUGACACAGGAUGAGAACUGGGAAGAGUUCGACUUCAUUCGAUUUACCUGGUGUGACACCAAUGGUGUCCCUAGGGGCAAAGUGGUACCCAGAAAUUCUUAUCGUUCCUUUCAAAAAUCAGGAGUCGGGAUGAACUCUCUUUAUGCCAUAUUCGGAAUCGACUCAAAACCACCGAUUAUACCUCAUAUCAUCGCCAGAGGCUCUCCUAAUAACAAUCUAAUUCCGGUAAUAGAAACUUGGCAUUCUUGUCCAUGGUCCGGAAACGGAAAAUCUAAAGUGGCUCAGGUAUUGUGCCAAAUGCACGAGCUCGGCAAGGACUCCAAGCCCAACUCAUUCGACUCCAGAGGCAUUUGUGUCAAGUUACUCAAUCAUUUGAAAACUGAGUUCGGACUUGAACUAUAUUCGGCACUGGAGUACGAGUUCGUUUUAACCAAAGACAAGAAUCCUCUCGGAAUUGCAGGACACAGCUGUUCGGCUUUCAACUUGAAGAAAACGGAAGACAUUUGCUUCGAGAUUACAAAAAGACUACAAGAAGCCGGUGUGUCCAUAGAAAGUAUUCAUUCUGAGGCUUUUGAUGGUCAAAUAGAAAUGACAAUGCAGCCCAAGUAUGGAAUAGGUUCUGCUGAUGACGCAUGUCUGCAUAAAGACUGUGUUAAAUCGACCGCAUUCGAAUACGGGUACGAGGCAACAUACAUCUGCUGUCCUUCAGAAGGAGUUUUCAACGGAGGGCAUUUCAAUUUUUCGUUAUGGAAAGAUGGUCAGAAUGCUUUGACAGACGGUUCUGACCAAGUAGCAUUAUCAGAGCUGGCGAAAUACUGGAUAUCUGGAAUUAUGGAGCAUGCAGCUGGAAUCACCGCCUUAAUCUGUCCUAAUAAUAACAGCUACAGAAGGUUCUGUGGCGUCGCAUCAGCUCAAGCGGAAAUAUGUUAUAGUCGCGAAAGUCGGAGCGCCAUGUUGAGAAUUAAAGAAACAUCAGAUGUCCAAACAUAUUUGGAAUUCCGUAGCCCAGGAGCUUCGGCAAACCCAUAUCUAGUACUAUCGGCAGUACUUGCAGCAGGGAUGGACGGCUUGCGACAGCAAAGAUUGCGUUGA
This is a messenger RNA of Symsagittifera roscoffensis, 1469 nucleotides long. RefSeq names its product glutamine synthetase-like. Lineage: Eukaryota; Metazoa; Xenacoelomorpha; Acoela; Convolutidae. Gene Ontology annotation, cellular component: cytoplasm; membrane. Gene Ontology annotation, molecular function: glutamine synthetase activity. The transcript is spliced from 3 exons. Bases 378 to 1469 code for a protein of 363 amino acids. The record is from RefSeq and is a predicted model, not a curated record.